AUGAGUGCGUUCAUGGCUCGCAAGAGCAAUAUCGGUCCGGAACAGAGUGCAAGUGUGGAGAAGAAUAAUGUCGAGCUGGAACAGAAGGUUGCAAUACAGUCCAUCAGGAUGUUCCUGAAGUCGAAGACAUCCUACGACGUGCUGCCUGUCUCGUACCGUCUGAUUGUUCUGGACACCUCGCUGCUAGUGAAGAAAUCGCUGAACAUCUUGCUACAGAACAACAUUGUGUCUGCGCCUCUGUGGGACUCCGGGACGUCUAAGUUUGCAGGCCUGUUGACAAGCCUCGACUUCAUCAACGUGAUCCAGUACUACUUCAGCAACCCCGACAAGUUCGAGCUCGUAGAUAAGCUGCAGCUGAACGGGCUGAAAGAAAUCGAGAAGGCGAUCGGAGUGGAGCCGCCGGACCGCGGCUCCAUCCACCCGUUUAAGCCGCUCUACGAGGCCUGCUGCAAGAUGAUAGAGUCGCGCGCGCGGCGGAUUCCGCUCAUCGACCAGGACGAAGACACCCACCGGGAAAUCGUCGUGAGCGUGCUGACACAGUACCGCAUCCUGAAGUUCGUAGCUCUGAACUGCCGCGAAAUCCGGUAUUUGAAGCGGCCAUUGCAUGAACUGAACAUCAUAACGUCGACGAAGAUGCUUAGCUGCUCCAUGAGUACCCCUGUGAUCGACGUAAUACAACUGCUGACGACCGGCGGUGUCUCGUCGAUCCCCAUCGUGGACGAGCAGGGAAAGCUCAUCAACGUCUAUGAGGCAGUCGACGUCCUGGGCCUGAUCAAGGGUGGUAUAUAUAACGACCUAUCCCUGAGCGUGGGAGAGGCGCUGAUGCGAAGGAGCGAUGACUUCGAGGGCGUAUACACGUGCACCAUGGGCGACAAACUGUCCACCAUUCUGGACACCAUACGCAAGUCUCGCGUGCACAGGUUUUUUAUUGUAGACGAAAACGGUCUGCUUACCGGAGUGCUAACCCUGAAUGACAUUCUGAAGUACAUCUUGUACGCUGAAAACUAA
Eremothecium gossypii ATCC 10895 is the source of this 1008-nucleotide messenger RNA. It is a transcript of the gene SNF4, whose product is annotated as AMP-activated serine/threonine-protein kinase regulatory subunit SNF4. The transcript has a single exon. The record is from RefSeq and is marked provisional. NCBI's taxonomy places the organism in Eukaryota, Fungi, Ascomycota, Saccharomycetes, Saccharomycetales, Saccharomycetaceae. The coding region runs from base 1 to 1008 and encodes 335 amino acids.